UUUUCUAGCAUUAAAACCCUAAUUCUUCUCCAUUUUUCCCUUCGAUUUUCCUUUUCCUUUUCUCCGAGAAAAUCACAAUUCCUGAUUUUCUCGGAGAUUGAUUUGAUUCGAUUCAUUCUCUUUCUCCUUUUUCGUUCGUUCAUCAAUCAACCGAUCAAGAUGAGUAUGGGAAAGUUCGUCGAGAUGCUCGACCAAGGCGUCCGAAUAGUCGCCAGAUUUCAUUCCAACUGUCCCCAGACCGGCCGCAAGUACUACCACCCUCCCUCCGUUUCCGCCGACGCGGGCUCCGACUCCGACUCCGACCACCACCACGCCAGCUUCCACCACAACCACCACCAUGCCGGCUUCCACCUUGCCUCGUCGGUGCAGAUGCUCUAUUGUGGACACAAGGCGGCUGCGGCGGUGGGUUCCGAGACCGUUGACGUUAUUCUGUAUUCUGUUUGAUUGAGAACAAAAAAUUGAUUGAAUGAUUGAAAAGCGAGAAAAGACAAAUAGUUUUAAAUCUUGUUAUGGUCAGAGAUUUUCAUUUCACAAUCUGAAUCUUCGAUCCCUUGAUUCAUGUUGCAAAUAGACGUAUAAACACAAUACACAAUUUUUGAUUCCUGAAGAAAAUGUUGGGGACCAAUUCAAUGGAAAACUCACUUUUGAUUGGGCA
Messenger RNA from Neltuma alba, 655 nucleotides. RefSeq lists its product as uncharacterized. The transcript has a single exon. Lineage: Eukaryota; Viridiplantae; Streptophyta; Magnoliopsida; Fabales; Fabaceae. The record is from RefSeq and is a predicted model, not a curated record. Bases 160 to 444 code for a protein of 94 amino acids.